UCCUGCUCAUCAUGGUGAGACAUUUGCAGAGCAUCUCUUCGCAAUUCAGCUUCAUUUCGAUGGUGGAGCUUCCAUAAGAUUUGAAUAUCAUUAUCGCUGUUUUGCCAUUAUCACUGCAACUCCUACAACUCCUUAUUUAUUUCGUUUAAGGCAAAAGACGUGACAACAAAGAAAUCCGCUUGAAAUUCAUGUUCGAUCAGACCACUAGCAUGGGCGAUGGAGUCGCCGAGGAAAGAAGCCACUUCUGUGAAUGUAAGACCAUUUGCUCGGACAGAGCGCAUGACAAUAGGAGUCACACCGAACUGGAGAGCCGAUGUUCCGAACAGGGACUCGGAAACCCCGCGGGGACUUCCGUGUCUACAGCGACAAAGUCCAAAGAGGAUGAGCACGACAAACUUUCUGGUGUUGACCCGGACUACUGCAGGAGGAUAUUAGUGAGAGAUGCCAAAGGCACUAUAAGAGAGAUUGUUCUUCCGAAGGGUCUGGAUCUGGACCGGCCUAAGAGAACUCGGACGUCAUUUACUGCUGAGCAACUGUACCGAUUGGAGGUGGAAUUCCAGCGCUGCCAGUACGUAGUUGGACGGGAGCGGACAGAGCUGGCACGGCAGCUGAACCUCUCUGAGACCCAGGUAAAGGUAUGGUUCCAGAACCGACGGACAAAACAGAAAAAGGACCAGACAAAAGAUUCAGACAAGCACUCCUCCUCUUCCUCCGAGUCGCUAGCUACUUGUAACAUCUUGAGGCUUCUGGAGCAGGGGCGCCUAUUAUCGGUGCCCGUACCACCAAGUCCAUUGCUGACAACUGUAUCUAGCAACAUGGCUGCUUCCUCAAGCAAUGGCUCAGGUCUGGGUACACCUGACAGCACUUCCCCUGGAAUCAGUAGCACACCACCUGGUGGAAAUACAUUUGGGUUAGCAAUGCCUGCACUUGGGCCCUCUUCCUCUCCAAGGCUAGGAGCCCCCACGCUUUGCCUUGGAGGUCCCAUUUUGGGCAGCAUGCAUGAACUGCCAUCAAGUUACAGCAGUGGGUCAUCUGCCUUUGAGCCUUACACUCGGAUAGAGAGGAAAGACGCAGAGUGCUGUGACAAAAAGAUAACCUUAUAGACUGCAUUUUUCGUGGACAGUAAAGGACUAGGUGUACAUGCUCCUUCAAUACCACCAAAGUGAGCAAAGGUGGAAAUUUGGGUUAGGUUAUCUCCACAGUGGAUCUAAUAUCAUGGUAAAAUAAUAGCAUAAUGUGCCGAGAAUGUAGUACCUAAAAAGGAUUCAACUUUGCAAUAAACAUAGCCUAAAUCAAGGUAGAUUACUUCUUCAAUAGGAAUACCCAGAAAUCAUUUGAUGACCAACUCAACAAUGAGUAAUGGUUAUUAUUGGAUAGUGAAUAAGCAGAGUCUGUAAUCUGAGAUGUUAGCCCUGCAAUGGAAAAAGUUAAUUGUGAGGCACAGAAGUUGCACAGUAAGCAAGAUGAGAAAUCCACAUAGUCUAUUAGUAUGAUGAACAGAAAACAGUGAAAAAAUGGUGAUUUAAUAUUGCACUUAACAUGGCAAUUAGUUGUGAUCUAAAAUCUGAAUAGGUCACAACUAUGUUGAGCAUGCUAUGAUUUUGCGGUGGACAUCACAGCAGAUGCCUAGAGCUUAAAAUUAGAAUAACCUAAGACCAUAAUGAGCAUCUAAACUCUAACUAGCCUAACAGCAUAAUGAAUAAAGCCUAUAAAAUGGUACAGCUCAGUAUCAUGAUGAAGAGAGCCUUAAAACAGACAUAAAGAGAUUUAGGCCAGGGUACAAUUAUCAAAAAAAUAAAAAAUUAAUUAACUUUGUAAUGGUCAAAAAGCCAUAAAUGAAAUGGAGUAACACGGUAUCAGUUGUUUUGUAAUAUUAAUAUAAAAUAUGCUUUAUUGACACAGUAUUGUUACUUUUUGAUAUAAUUGCAGAAACAUAACAAGUGACUGUUAUCAUGGAAGAGCUAUCUAGUAAACAGAAGCAGACAGUUAAAAAAAGAAACUCUGGAAACUGGAUACAAGAUACAACAACAUGUGGGUUAAAUCCUCACAUCAGUAUCAUUUAACACUAUUUUAAUAGUGUGCACAUUUAUUUAGUCACAAAGAAAACAACCUAGAGCUCUGAGUCUAAUAGAAAAAUAGAUUAAGAACAUUGAGCAGAUUUCAACCAAUAAUAUACAGUAGCAUACAGGUACAUGCAGUAUUAUGUUCUAACAAAGAUGUGCAGUAUGUGUUUUGUGCAAUUAGGAAUACAUCAUGCAGGAACAAUACAAUAGAAAGAAAGCAUAAAAAACAGAAACAAAUGUAGAGACAGAUACAUAGCAUGAGGAGAAGACAAGUGGAAAGAGAUCAACACAACAAGGAGCAGAACGCAAUGUGAAGAAACGCCCAAAGCAAUAACAAAAGACUAACAACUUAAGGAGCAGAUAUCAAUGUUGCGACCAACAGCAUAAGAAUGAGAAGUUCAUAUGAAGAUAAAAGAAUAACAAGAAGAAAACUCAAUGAUAAGCUGUGAUGUACAGUACAUGUGAUAUCACUACGACUGGAAGAAUAUUGUCAGAGGUGAAAAAAAUAAUCUUCUAGUGGGCAAAUGGAUAAACUAGUUAAAGUGUCAGCAUUGUGAUAUGAAUGUAAAAUUUUGAGCAUGAUAACGAGAGCCUACUAUGGAGACAGACCAAUGCCAAGUUAAGCUAUACACAAUAGAUAGACAUAUUCCAUUCCAAGUAUAACUAGAUUUGGGGGGAGGGAGAGCAAAAGAAGCAAACACUAAGAUUUGCAAAACCUGCUGCAGUGCAGGGAAUAACCAAUCCUAUGAUGAGCUAAACCAAAUAUGAAAAUACUGUAUAUCUACAUUUGGAGGAAUUCAGGACAAUGUGAAGCAGGAUCUGAUAAGCAGAGAGUGACUGACAAUAAAAUGAAUAGACUCAAGUAACAAAAAUGUUUAACACCAUAAGGUUUAAAACAUUGUCAGAAAGUCCAGCAGAAAGGAAGGUAGAACCUCAUACAGAAGCUAUAUUCAAUAUUCAGGUUAAUGUCUUGCAGAUAUAGAUAUGAAGUAAUAGAAAAGUAAUUAAACAACUCCAUGAUCACUACAAGCUUAUAUGGACAUAGGCGAGAUUACAAGAAAAGGAAAAACAACAUAAUAUGGUGCAAUUGGCUUUAAUAAUGACCAGAGCAUAAUAUGUUCAUUAAUCAACACUAAGAUCUUAAUACUAGGAAAAGGUAUACCAUGAUCAGCCUAGGCUUGCAAGAGAAUUUAUGUGCAUCACAAUAAAUUGAUGUGGAAUUAAAUAAUAAUAAUAGUAGCAAAUCCAUAAAAUGAGUAUCAUCCAACAUCGUCAUACUCACAUCAUAUCAUAUUUAUUUAUUUAUUAGGUACACUUACCCAUCCUACUGCACAAUCAAAUUUAGCAUCAUCUGUGCACAGAAACUUAAGAAUUAGUGGCUUUACAGAAAAUAUGGCAAUGAAGUGAUUGCCAAAUAUAAUGACAUAAGUGUAUCAGAAACAGCAAUCAGUGAAACAACAAAACUGCCAGUUUUAGUGUAUGGAAAACCAGCCACUGCACAAAUGACAUAUAGCAAACAGUGGUCCUGUAGCUUUAAAAAGACCAUUGAUAAACACAUUAGCACAGGUACCAGUCAGUCAACUAACAGCGUAUUAUAACUUAUGUGUUGAAUCUUGAGUCCUGCUGGUCUGAGAUAGAGCGAAAUCUCAAUGAUCUAUGGAUCCAUCUUCUUGCUUGUCAACAGUAUAACAUUGUGACGGAAGAUUAAUAUUGUGGAGAUUGUUUUUAGGGUACUGUACAUCUCAAAUCCAGUGAUACACACAGAACAGCAGUUAAAUUCCACAUGAUGAUUUGAAGAUCAUGAACAAUUAGAUCCAUCCUUCAUGGCAGCAUUGUACCCAUUGGUAAAUGGGUUUUUCCAGCCUGAUAACUCUUAAUUUCAUAGAAAUAGUUAAAUCCUGGAAAUGUUACAAGAAGAUGGAAGAAUGUUCAUAUUAAAGCACUGUCUAUUCAGUCAGCAGAUCUCAAUCUGCAUGAGUAUCUGAGAGAUACAGUUAAUGUGAGCAAGAACUUUGCCACACACAGUCCACCUCAAGGAGUGCAAUCUGGCAAAUGGGGCAAUCAACUUGCUAUUGUGUAAUUUUACCUAAUAAAGUCAGAUUAAGUGUAAAUCAUAGACCAGCACACUGACUACAAGAUGCUUCUGUGCUGAAGGAAAAUGACAGAGAGAAGAUCCCUACAGCAGCAUACAGAAACCCAUGAAUGAUAGAGGCGGAUGUCUUGAUUGUGUGCUGGAUUAUAGAAUUACUAAAAUAUAACAGUAUGUCUGUCUGUGAUUUACACUUAAACUUUGAGUUGAUUUCUUGUAAGCUUCUCGGGGCAGUGUCAGGUAGAAGCCUUGUUAUUCCAAACAAGGGAGUAACUUUUCUUUUGUUGAUGGCUUAUAAUGUUCAAAUGUGUGAAUUUCUUCACAUGUUGUGUUACAAUUUUUUUUUUUAAAGCUGACUUCACUGGUUGAGCUUAAACCUCUCGCUAAGAAUGAGGACUCUUGCUGUCUACAGAUGCUAACAUUUUACUUUACCUGCAGUUUGACUGCUCUUCUCUUUUUUUCUAGUGUCAUACCAAAGGACAGGCUUCUAAAAAAACUUGGGUCAUGUUGAACAUCCAAAUUUACAAAUUCUUUUCACAUUGUGUCUGUAGUUACCAUAGCUCACCACCUAAACUGAAAUUUAUUGAAUCAUAGUUUUUCAAGAAAAUCAAUAACUGUAUGCCAUCCACCAUUAAGCAGUAAAUGCCUUCUGCUUUAAAGCACUUUAAUUAAAAUUAACUAUACUAAUAACAGUAAUGGGUUUAAAAAUGUUGUGUACAUUGUACUGAGUGGCAGGCUGCACUGGUGUGGUUUCCUGGUAAUUCACAGUUUAAAAACAAAAUUAAAUCUCUCAGGUUAGUUAUAGGGUCACAAUUAUGACUAAUUAUUAUAAUUUACAAAAAUUCUUGUGUGACUUUGCUAAAAACAGUAACACCAGCUUUCUCUGUGUGGGUUUGUCACAUUUAUUUAAAGUACAAAAAAGAAGGAGUACCUUUUUUACAGUUGCAAGGGUAAUUUAAUAAUUUAAUAUGUCUACGGUAGUGUGUGUUAAGAGUGACACAGUAAUGGGCCAGCAAUAGGCAAUUAAACCUCAUGCUAUCCUCCAUCUAAGGAAGAUCCAAAUGCAUUGCCCUAAUGCAUCUGAGUUAGCUUGGGUGAAACAGAGAGCUAGCAUGGCCUAGUGGGUAAGGAAGCGGACAAUCGACUACAAAGUUGCAAGUUCAUUGCCUGCCUCUGAUUCACCGUUUCACCAUAAGCUAGUCCUUUAACCUGCCUGUUCUCUAUUUGUAAAAAAAAAAAAUCUCUAUAGAAGAUUUCGCUAUACAGUAGUUUGUACUUGUAAAGCCCUCUAGGAUGCUGCUCCUUAUAAAAUAAAAGUUUGUUUUUUUUAAUAUUUAACCUGUUACUGUGGCACUCUGUUUAUUCUUUCUGUGUAUACAGUUAUGGUCUGAAGUUCUCUCAUUUUGUCUACAUAACUAGUAAAGACUGCAUGUAUUAGUUCUUAGGCAAAGUAUCUUUUAGACCUGCAGACAGCUAGUAUUUGUUCUGCUAAACUCCAACACGCAAUUUGCACUCAUCAACUCAUUUUCUGAGCGUGCUUAUGCCAUUAAGGAGUCAUGGUAGGUUUGUAGCCUAUCCCAGAAGCGUUUUCCACAAGAACACACAAACUCUUUGAUUCAGACAGAAUUUGGACCCAGGUUCCUAGAGCUAUGAAUCAGCAGUGCUAUUCACUUCAUUAUAGUGCUUUCCCAUAACUAAUUUCUUUCAAUUGAAUAUUUAGCAGAUUUGAAGACAGAAAGAAUGAAACAGGACACUUUCACUGCCUUGUCACUUGUAAUAUCUUGAUACUGCUGUACAUUCAUACUACAGAUAGACACAAAUUUUCAAUCUAACUAUCCUUCUGUUCCAAAACCAAUUCAAGCUCAAAUCCAACCAUUGCCCUUUACGUCUGGCAUGUUAUACUGGUCAACAGACAUAAUGUAUAUAAUCUGGCUUAUCUCUCUAUGUAGUCAAAUAAUGUAUGUUUGGAAUGUGUCUCUGAAGAAUGAAACAGAAAGAAUUUUGAUAAAGACAUCUAAGAAGAACAAAUGAAAUAAAGCAGUAAUUUUAACAUCCAUGUAAUAACAUUUUGUAAAAGUGGAUUACUGAAAGCAUAAAGUAAAACGAUGUAGUUCCUUUCUUUCAUUUACAAAUUUACAAAUUAUAGGAAUCAUCAAGAUAAGACCCA
Messenger RNA from Polypterus senegalus (gray bichir), 6319 nucleotides. RefSeq names its product ventral anterior homeobox 2 (gene vax2). The record is from RefSeq and is a predicted model, not a curated record. NCBI's taxonomy places the organism in Eukaryota, Metazoa, Chordata, Cladistia, Polypteriformes, Polypteridae. Gene Ontology annotation, biological process: regulation of DNA-templated transcription; central nervous system development; brain development. Gene Ontology annotation, molecular function: DNA binding; DNA-binding transcription factor activity, RNA polymerase II-specific. The transcript has 3 exons. Bases 189 to 1103 code for a protein of 304 amino acids.